CGUUUUUCCGGUCACAGUCAUACUUCCUCUCACAGCAUCGGCGGACGGAGCAAGGAAGAGACAGUAGAAUGCUGGCCACCAGAGCCCUUCGCCUUAUUGGCAAACGUGCCAUUUCCACGUCUGUCUGUGUACGUGGCGGACAUGCAGGUGUUGCUAAGGUAGAGGACUACACUCUCCCGGCCUACUUUGACAGGCGGGAGAAUCCCCUCCCGGAAAUCUGCUAUGUGCAGAACCUGAGUCCAGAGCAGGCGUCCCUGAAGGAGAAGGAGAAGGGCUCUUGGGCUGCACUUUCUGAUGAGGAGAAGAUUGCAUUGUACCGCAUCAGCUUCAAACAGAGCUUUGCUGAGAUGACCCAGAGAUCCUCAGAGUGGAAGUCUGUGGUUGCAGGGGUGCUUUUCAUGAUUGGAGUCACUGGCUUUGUUGUGCUGUGGCAGAGAAAGUUUGUGUAUGGACCAGUCCCACACACAUUUGAUCCUGAGUACAAACAGGUGGAGCUGCAGAGGAUGUUGGACAUGAGAAUUAACCCAGUGGAGGGAUUCUCAGCCAAGUGGGACUACGAAAACAAGCAGUGGAAAAAGUAAAGAACCCAGAGGACCACAUCAACCUACUUGAACAUAACUGCAGACCAACUCCCAAGAUACAAGAAUACCUAUAUUUCUGUAUUUAUCCAUUGUCCACAUUACCUCAGUCUGUGCAUUUUUGGAAGACCUCUUCCUCUUAAGGUCAUUGUGUAUUAUAGAAAUAAGAAUAAAAAUGGUUAAACUGAUACAA
This is a messenger RNA of Centropristis striata (black sea bass), 771 nucleotides long. RefSeq names its product cytochrome c oxidase subunit 4 isoform 1, mitochondrial (gene cox4i1). NCBI's taxonomy places the organism in Eukaryota, Metazoa, Chordata, Actinopteri, Perciformes, Serranidae. The transcript has 5 exons. The coding region runs from base 69 to 581 and encodes 170 amino acids. Gene Ontology annotation, biological process: mitochondrial electron transport, cytochrome c to oxygen. The record is from RefSeq and is a predicted model, not a curated record.